Asparagus officinalis (garden asparagus) is the source of this 1331-nucleotide messenger RNA. Its product is annotated as folylpolyglutamate synthase-like. Gene Ontology annotation, cellular component: cytoplasm; mitochondrion; cytosol. Gene Ontology annotation, biological process: tetrahydrofolylpolyglutamate biosynthetic process. Gene Ontology annotation, molecular function: tetrahydrofolylpolyglutamate synthase activity; ATP binding. The coding region runs from base 201 to 1046 and encodes 281 amino acids. The transcript has 12 exons. The record is from RefSeq and is a predicted model, not a curated record. NCBI's taxonomy places the organism in Eukaryota, Viridiplantae, Streptophyta, Magnoliopsida, Asparagales, Asparagaceae.
AAUUGCGAGUUUCGGACUGGAGAAAACCAAUGAUGACGUACUGAUGUCCACUUAUUUCCGUUUCCUUGCAUUGCUUGGAUUUAAGAUAUUCUCCACUAAACAGGUGGAUGUUGCUAUCUUGGAGGUUGGUCUUGGAGGAAAACUUGAUGCAACUAAUGUGAUGAAGGCACCUGUUGUUUGUGGAAUAUCCUCCCUCGGGCAUGACCAUACGGAGAUACUGGGAAAUACAUUGGGACAUAUUGCUGGAGAGAAAGCUGGCAUCUUCAAGCAAGAAAUUUCUACAUAUACUGUGCCUCAGACGGCAGAAGCAAUGUCCGUCCUCAAAGAUAAAGCUUCCAAACUUAGAUAUUCCCCUUCAAGUUGUCUCACCUUUAGAUAGAGAAAUACUUAAGGGUCAGCAACUUGGACUUCAUGACAAACAUCAAUAUCUAAAUGCAAGUCUUGCAAUUGCCCUAUCUAGAAGUUGGCUUCAAAGAACUGGGCAUGAGAAAAUAUUUUGCUCAAUGAUACUGGUACAUAACCCAGAAAGCUUGGAAGUUUGUGGGAAAUGGUUCUCUAAUGUUAUCGGAGAAGAAACUCAAUCAGAUGAAAGUUGCAAAUCUGAGCAGAUACUUCUAUUCAAUUGCAUGUCAGUUAGAGAACCUCAACUUUUGCUUCCACCCCUAGUAAGUGCUUGUGCUCAUCAUGGGAUUCAUUUCACAAAAGCUCUCUUUGUACCAAAUCAGUCUGUGCAUAAUAAGGUCAAUACACAUGCAACGACACAAAAUGAUCAACAAGUUGAUGUUUCAUGGCAACUGACACUUCAAAAAGUUUGGGAAAACCUUAUUCAUGGGAACAAAGGACUUGACAAUGACGAGAUCAAAAAUCACAAAGAGCCAAAUGCUACGAAGGUUGAUGAGAGCAGUUCAGUAUUUCCUUCGCUUCCUUCAGCUAUCAAGUGGCUCAGGGAAAAUGCUCGACAAAAUAAAUCGAUUCGUUUUCAGGUCCUGGUCACUGGUUAUUUACACUUAUUAGUAGGAGAUGUUUUGAAAUUGCUCAAGAAGUGAAAUAUCCUCGGAUCGAUAAACUUUCACUAAGGCACUUUUGAGCUCACAUCGGAUCAAAUUCUUUCUAUUUUUCAUCGAAGCCCAUGGUAAAACUUUUUGGGGUCCUAUACGUUGUAAUAAUAGCUCAUAAGGUCAUCCUUAAUGUUUGACACGGGCUGUCAAAUUAAAUUGAUUUUGCAGCCUAAUAUGUUGUCGCGUCAGUUUUAAGCUUAAUUAUUAGUCGAUAUGUUGUACGUGACAAUCUCUUUUUUUUUAAUGGAAUAAUAUGAACAUAUUGUUUUCUUA